GGUGACACGGCGAUUAGAUAGGGCGAGCGGCCACGUCAGUCGGCGCGAUGAAGGUGUGUGCGGCGGCGGCAGUGGUGCUGGCGGCUUGGCUCGCCGCGGCGGCGGCGGGGGCGGCGGGCCAGGAGCCCCUGGUGCGUGUCUCCGAGGGCCUCGUGCGGGGCACCACGCUGUCCACCCGCCUCAACGCCACCGUCUACUCCUUCCUGGGCGUGCCGUACGCCCGGCCUCCCGUCGGCGACCUGCGCUUCAGGGACCCGGUGGCCGCCGAGUCGUGGGACGGUGUGCUGGACGCCUCCAGGGACCGCGAGGUGUGCGCCCAGCGCACGCACCCCGAGAGGAAGAUAGUGGGCCACGAGGACUGCCUUCACCUCAACGUGUACACCACCAGGUUACUGAACGACAGCGACAAGAGCGCGGAGCUGUGGGAUGUGGUGGUACUCCUGCACGCCGGGGGAUUCUCUCACGGUUCUGCCAACAGCGUGGACUACUGUCCCGACAACCUGUUGGACAACCCAGUCGUCUUGGUGGCUCCCAACUACAGACUAGGGGCUUUUGGGUUCCUGAGCACGGGCGACGGCGAGGCGGCGGGCAACUACGGCCUCAAGGACCAGCUGCUGGCGCUGCGCUGGGUGCGGAGGAACGUGGCGGCCUUCGGGGGCGACCCGGGCCGCGUGACCCUGCUGGGAGCCCAGGCGGGCGCCGCCAGCGCUCACUUGCACAUGCUGUCGCCGCGGUCGCAGGGCCUGCUCCACGGGGCCGUCUCGCAGUCGGGCACGGCGCUGCUGCCGUGGGCGCUGGUGCCCCUCGACGUGGCCCGGGAGCGCGCGCUCAGGCUGGCCGAGCUGGUCGGCUGCCGCAAGCGCGACCUGGAGACCAGCCGGGCGCUGCUGCAGUGCCUGCGCAGGAAGCCGGCCGACGAGAUCUCGCGCCACUCCGCCGGCACCAUGGACCGAGUGAGCGAGAUGGUGUACCCGUUUGUGCCCGUGGUGGACCGGGACUUCCUGCCGGCACACCCUGCACGGCUGAUGCAGGAGCCGGGCGCUGGCGUGCCGUGGAUGGUGGGCGUGGCCAGCCACGAGGGACUGCCCCUCGCCCUGCAGGCAAUGGUGUUCCCGGCCCUCAAGGACGGCCUGAACGACGAGACGGAGAAGUUCCUGGUGAAGUUCGUAGGGCUGGACACGGUGCGGCCUGCAACCACAGCUUCUAGCAUCGCCAGUCAGCUGUGGCAGUUCUACAUGGGCAACGACACGCUGGAGUAUUCAACCAUCACCCAGCUGGCUCAGAUCAUCUCGGACUACCACUACUUCCACGGAGUUCUGCGGAGUGUGCGAACACAAUCCGCGGCCAGAGCUGCUCCCAUAUUCGUGUACGAGUUUGCCUACAACAGCCGGGACAAUGUCAUGGCUCUUGGCGUGCCGCAAGGAGACGACACGGAGUUCCUGUUCCCCAACAUCAUCGCAGAGGUGAAGCUGGUGCUGAAGGAGAAGGACGUGCCGCUGUUCAACAGGCUCGUGCGGCUCGUGCUGAACUUCGCCAAGCACGGGAACCCCACCCCCGGACAGUCCGUGGAGCUGGGCAACCUCACCUGGCCGCCCGCCACUCCUGACAACUUCCGCUUCCUGCGGAUAGCCAAAGAGCUGACUGUCGAGACGCAGUUUUACCCGAAGCGCAUGGCCUUCUGGGACAACAUCCAGCAGCAGCUGUCCACGCCCGCCUCGCAGGUCAAGGACGAGCUGUGAAACUGCUCCUGACCGAUCACCCUGUUUGAGAAUGGUGCAUCAGUUCCAUAGACCUAACAUGGAAGGCGCAGUCGAAAAUGUGUCACCACCAUCUUAAAUGGUAUACACGCUAAUGAACAUUUGAUAGAAAAAUCAGUAAGGUAUUUAAUAAUAAUAAAAAAAAGGACUUUUUCUUCACGUAAACCUAGGUAUUGCGACAAACUUAUACUGAACAUUAAAACUACUUUAAAAAUCGUUAUUUCUACAAAUAUAUAUGCAUUUUGUUAUACUUGGAAGUAGCGUCUCAUCAGCAUGGUUGUUAGACAAGAAACCACUACACUAAGUGACGCUGUGGAAGGCAUCAGCCAUGGUUUAUCAUAAAGAACUGUCUCAGCAUUGGUCCAGUGAUUUCUGAAAACCCCAGGCCACUGAAAUCAGGAUGACGCAACUCCGGUUACAGCGUCUUACAACUGUGCCACCUUGUUCCAUACAUUCACAUUUCAUUACCGGAAACCAUAUUUAGAAUUGCAUAACAAAAUACACGCACUCUAGAAAUGAUUCAAAUUCUGUUUAUAACCAUGCAAUUAUGUUUACUUUACUUAGAAAUAAUUUUAUGUGAUCAUUAAUAUGUUGCAUUUGUACGUUGUGCAAGAUCGAGUCAUAUUUAAGUCGUGGAACACUAAGCCAUGAUUUCAAUAAUACUUAUGAGAAUCAUGAAUUGGAUAGAAAUAAAAAUGCAUAGCAUAUGAAGAAA
Messenger RNA from Bacillus rossius redtenbacheri, 2472 nucleotides. Its product is annotated as esterase FE4-like. The coding region runs from base 48 to 1739 and encodes 563 amino acids. The record is from RefSeq and is a predicted model, not a curated record. Lineage: Eukaryota; Metazoa; Arthropoda; Insecta; Phasmatodea; Bacillidae. The transcript is spliced from 10 exons.